Molecule: messenger RNA, 8104 nt
Organism: Hypanus sabinus (Atlantic stingray)
Lineage: Eukaryota; Metazoa; Chordata; Chondrichthyes; Myliobatiformes; Dasyatidae
Gene: oplah
Product: 5-oxoprolinase, ATP-hydrolysing
Exons: 24
Coding region: 30-3569 (1179 amino acids)
Biological process (GO): glutathione metabolic process
Cellular component (GO): cytosol
Molecular function (GO): 5-oxoprolinase (ATP-hydrolyzing) activity
Source: RefSeq, a predicted model, not a curated record
UCUCUGUCUCCCGUGUUUAGGAGAUCACUAUGCCUGAGUUGCUGUACGAGGAGGUGAUCGAGGUUGAGGAGCGAGUGGUUUUGCGACAGACGGGCUGCCAGUUGACCAAGCCGGAUGGGCUGGAGGUUGUCACUGGAUCCACGGGAGACCAGGUGGAGGUGUGGAGGAGCACGGACCUGCUACAGCUGGAGGCUGAGCUGAAAGCCGUUCUGUCGAGAGGCAUCCAUAGUCUCGCUGUGGUGCUCUUGCAUUCCUACACGUGGUCUGAGCACGAGCGGCGGGUUGGUGAGCUGGCGAGGAGGUUGGGCUUCCAGCAUGUCUCGCUGUCCUCGGAGGUGAUGCCUAUGGUCCGGGUGGUACCCCGGGGGUACACUGCCUGCGCCGAUGCCUACCUCACCCCCUGCAUCAGGCGGUACAUCAGCAGCUUCCGUGCCGGCUUCCAGAACACGCUCAAGGAUGUGCGGGUUCUGUUCAUGCAGUCAGACGGGGGCCUCACCCCCAUGGACAAGUUUAACGGGUCUCGGGCAAUCCUGUCUGGACCAGCCGGAGGGGUUGUAGGCUACGCGGUCACCACGCACGGAUGGGCCGGAGCAGAGGCUGUCAUCGGCUUUGACAUGGGCGGCACGUCGACAGACGUGAGUCGAUAUGCCGGCAAGUUUGAGCACGUGUUCGAAGCCACGACUGCAGGGGUGACCAUCCAGGCACCUCAGCUGGACAUCAAUACGGUGGCAGCGGGCGGAGGCUCCGUGCUUUCCUUCAGGUCGGGGCUGUUUGCUGUUGGUCCAGAGUCGGCUGGGGCACACCCAGGACCUGCAUGCUACAGGAAAGGGGGACCUCUCACCAUCACCGAUGCCAACCUCUGUCUGGGACGACUAUUGCCGGAUUACUUUCCCAAGAUCUUUGGGGCCACCGAGGACCAGCCACUGUGGAGGGAAGGGGCCCUCAGGGAGUUCCGGAAGGUCACAGAGCAGGUCAACACGUUCCUGUCCAGCCAGUCGCAACGCGGUGACGUGAAGGGCUCCGGCCAAUCGCAAAUGACUGUGGAGGAAGUUGCCCUGGGGUUCAUCCGGGUGGCGAAUGAGUCAAUGUGCCGGCCGAUACGAGCCCUGACUCAGGCCAAAGGCCACGACACUUCACGCCAUGUGCUAGCAUGUUUUGGUGGAGCUGGAGGACAACAUGCUUGUGCCAUUGCCCGGUCCCUGGGGAUGAAGACGGUCUUCAUUCACAAAUACAGCGGGAUUCUCUCGGCCUAUGGGAUGGCGCUGGCGGACGUGGUGCACGAGUCGCAGGAGCCUUGCUCGCUGGUGUACGAGCCAGCCGCGUACCCCCUGUUGGAUCAGCGGAUCUCAGCGCUGGAGGAGCAGUGCGUGGACGCCCUCCUUGCCCAGGGAUUUCACAGGUCGCAGAUCCAGACGGAGGCAUUCCUACACAUGCGGUAUAAGCACACAGACUGUGCCCUAAUGUGCUCUGCCUGUGACCACCCUGCCCGCCUGGGUACUGACUCCUGUCAUCAUGGAGACUUCCGAACAGCAUUCACCAGCAGGUACUUGAAGGAGUUUGGCUUUGUGAACCUGGAGAGGCCAGUCAUCGUGGACGAUAUCCGUGUCCGAGGCUGUGGCAAAUCUGGCAUUGGCUCGGAGCAGAGGGUGACCAGCAGUGGGAGACCAGCUCGUAUGGAGACCGAAGUGAAAUGUUACUUUGACGACGGUUACCUGGAUACAGCUGUCUACCUGCUGGAGGAGCUGUCAUGUGAUCACACCAUCGCUGGGCCUGCGAUUAUCAUCGAUAAAAACAGCACCAUCCUGGUUGAACCAGACUGUGUGGCAGCCAUCACCCAGUACGGGGACAUCAAAAUCACCGUGGGCAGUGGCAAGAUGCGAGCUGUCGGGCUGGAACUGGACACAGUCCAGCUCUCCAUCUUCUCCCACCGCUUCAUGAGCAUUGCAGAGCAAAUGGGUCGAAUCCUGCAGCGAACCUCCAUCUCCACCAACAUCAAGGAGCGACUGGACUUCUCGUGCGCUCUGUUUGGCCCGGAUGGUGGUCUGGUCUCUAACGCCCCGCACAUCCCUGUGCAUCUUGGCGCCAUGCAGGAGACAGUGCAGUUCCAGAUUGAUCACCUGGGCAGUGAAAUCGAGGAGAACGACGUGAUCCUCAGCAACCAUCCUCGUGCGGGCGGAAGCCAUCUCCCCGACCUGACAGUGAUCACACCGGUCUUCCGAAAGGGUGUCUCCCGCCCAGUGUUCUUCGUGGCAAGCCGUGGGCAUCAUGCAGACAUUGGAGGCAUCACACCAGGGUCCAUGCCCCCACACUCCAAGUCCUUGCAGGAGGAAGGGGCUGUCUUCACAUCCUUCAAACUGGUGAAGAACGGGGUCUUCCAGGAGGAGGCUGUUACUGAGGCCCUCAAAGCUCCGGCCCAGAUUGCAGGCAGCAGCGGCACCCGCAAUCUCCAUGACAACCUGUCGGACCUGCGGGCACAGGUAGCGGCCAAUCAGAGAGGGAUCCAGCUGGUGAACGAGCUGAUUGAUGCCUACGGGCUGGAGGUUGUCCAGGCGUACAUGGCGCACAUUCAGGACAAUGCGGAAGUCGCCGUGAAGGAAAUGCUGAGGGAAUUUGCCCAGCAGCGUCGGCAGAGCGACGGAGAGCUGGCGGUGAGCGCAGAGGAAUUCAUGGAUGAUGGGACUCCAAUCAGGUUGACUGUGAAGAUCGAUGAGGCAGAGGGAACGGCCGUGUUUGAUUUCACGGGCACCGGACCGGAAGUAUUUGGGAAUUGCAACGCUCCUCGAGCUAUCACCCUCUCGGCACUCAUCUACUGCCUCAGGUGCAUGGUAGGGCAGGAUAUACCCCUCAAUCAGGGCUGCCUCACCCCAGUGAAGAUCGUCGUUCCGAAGGGCUCCAUCCUCGACCCCUCGUCGGGGGCCGCCGUGGUGGGGGGUAACGUACUGACCUCGCAGCGGGUGGUGGAUGUAAUUUUCAAGGCGUUCAGGGUCUGUGCGGCCUCCCAGGGCUGCAUGAAUAACGUCACGUUCGGCAACGAGCAGGUGGGCUACUACGAGACUGUGGCUGGAGGGUCUGGAGCAGGCCCAGGGUGGGACGGCCGAGGAGGGGUCCACACCCACAUGACCAACACACGGAUCACAGACCCUGAGAUCCUGGAGAAAAGGUAUCCCGUGGUCCUGAGGAGGUUUGAGCUGAAGCCUGGUUCAGGGGGUAAAGGACGUCACUGUGGAGGGGAUGGAGUCAUUCGGGAACUGCUUUUUCGAGAGAAUGUCAUCCUCUCGGUGCUGACAGAACGCCGAGCUUUCCAACCCUACGGACUAGACGGAGGGGAGCCCGGAGCACGGGGACUCAAUCUGCUGAUCCGCCAGGACGGGAGAACCAUAAACCUUGGUGCAAAAACAUCUGUCGCCAUCGAGCCUGGGGACACCUUUCAGUUGCACACUCCUGGAGGUGGAGGCUGGGGUUCCCCUGAGGAUGCUUCAGGAUCCAAGCCAGCAACCCACAGACCAGGUGCUGCCGUACUUCAGCACGGAAGUGUCUUUGAGUAUAAACAAAUGCAAGAGUCUGUGUGACCACUCACUCCUCAGUAACUCCUCCAGUCGAGAAGGGACAAUGGUGACAAACACUAACAUUUAAUUUUAAUUCAGUUUCUGUACCGUGUAGGUCAAAUAUCACCGGAUGUUAACCAUCUUGUGAAGGAAAAUGAAAUGAUUGUUACUCCAGAUCUGAUGCAGCACAAAAAAAGAUGAAGAACACAAUCAAAAUGUUAAAAACACAACAAGUAUAAAUAUGUAAGAGCUUUCUAAACACGUUGAAGUUUAAUUGUCAUUCAACCAUACGUGAAUCCAGCAAAACAAAACUGUAUUACUCAGGGCCAAGUUCCAAAACACAGAACCAGCAGUCACACACAGCACAAUAUACGACAUCAGCAAAGUACAGUCACACAGAAUAAAACACAGCCCAAGUCCCCGAGUCCGUGAAUGUUGCAGCAGCCUGCGGUCAAACACGUACAGUUUCACUUCUACCAAGCAAAACCUGGGGCAGCUUGGGCACUGCACCGUACCGACUCCAACGCCUCUCUCCUGGGUGGGCGACACCACGGCAGGAGGCCUGGCGCUCACUACAACCAAGGCCACACACCUUCCCCGCCAUCCGCCAAUAAGCCAGAGAAUUGGUUUGCAGCCUUCCACAUUGACAAUGUCCAACAGGGACUUGCGAUCGCAAGAAAAGCGAAUGAGAUGAUCACUGGCCGUCAGGCUGCGCGCUGACUCCUCUGAAGCACUGAUUGUGUGUCAGAGUGUCGCUGGGCUCAGGAGUGACGGACCGGAAAUGAUAAAGCCGUGGUGUUUGGGGGUGUGGAGGGCUGGGUUUGUGGGUGGGGGUGUUGAUCAGCCUUAUUGCUCAGGGAAAGUAACUGUUUUUGAGUCUGGUGUGGAUGCUACGUAGCCUCUUCCCCCUUGGGAGCGGGGCAAACAGCCUGUGAACAGGGUAUGGAACUAUGUUGAAUAUCUUGGGGAUGUGUAUCUCCAAACACUCUUUAGACAAUCAAAAAAAUUCUCCAUCACCCAUCCAAACAGUCAGACAGGCGAUUUUGUGGAUGCAGGAAAGAAACAUGGAUGAUAGUUUGCCUCCCAGGUGCCAGGAUCACGUCCACGAUAUCCUGAAGUGGGAAGGAGAACAGCCAGAGGUCGUGGUACAUAUUGGAACCAAUGACAUAGGUAGGAAAAGGGAAGAGGUCCUGAAAACAGACUACAGAGAGUUAGGAAGGAAGGUUGAGAAGCAGGACCAAAGAGGUAGUAAUCUUGGGAUUACUGCCUGUGCCACGCGACAGUGAGUAUAGGAAUAGAAUGAGGUGGAGGAUAAAUGCAUGGCUGAGGGAUUGGAGCAGGGGGCAGGGAUUCAGGUUUCUGGAUCAUUGGGACCUCUUUUGGGGCAGGUGUGACUGGUACAAAAAGAACGGGUUGCACUUGAAUCCCAGGGGGACCAAUAUCCUGGUGGGCAGGUUUGCUGAAGCUGCAUGGGAAAGUUUAAACUAGAAUUGUUGGGGGGUGGGAACCAAACUGAAGAGACUGGGAAAGAGGCAGUUGGCUCACAAACAGAGAAAGCUUGUAGACAGUGCGAGAGGGAGGAUAGACAGGUGACAGAGAAGGGACGUGCUCAGACCGAAGGCUUGGGAUGUGUCUUUUAAUGCAGGGAGUGUUGUGAACAAAGCGGAUGAGCUUAGAGCGUGGAUCAGUACUUGGAGAUGAGGUGGCCAUUACAGAGACUCGGAUGGCUCAGGGACAGGAAUGGUUACUUCAAGCGCCGGGUUUUAGAUGUUUCAGAAAGGACAAGGAGGGAGGCAAAAGAGAUGGGGGUGUGACACUGUUGAUCAGAUAUAGUGUCAUGGGUGCAGAAAAGGUGGACGUAGUGGAGGGAUUGUCUACAGAGUCUCUGUGGGUGGAGGUUAGGAACAGGAAGGGGUCAAUAACUCUACUGGGUGUUUUGUAUAGACCACCCAAUAGUAACAGAGACAUCGACGUUGAGGAGCAGAUAGGGAGGCAGAUUCUGGAAAGGUGUAAUAAUAACAGGGUUGUUGUGGUGAGAGAUUUUAAUUUCCCAAAUAUUGAUUGGCAUGUCCCUAGAGUGAGGGGUUUAGAUGGGGUGGAGUUUGUUAGGUGUGAUCAGGAAGGUUUUCUGACAAAAUAUGUAGAUAAGCGUACAAGAGGAGAGGCUGUACUUGAUCUGAUAUUGGGAAAUGAACCUGGUCAGGUGUCAGGUCUCUCAGUGGGAGAGCAUUUUGGAGAUAGUGAUCACAAUUCUAUCUCCUUUAUCAUAGCAUUGGAGAGGGAUAGGAACAGACAAGUUAGGGAAAUGUUUAAUUGGAGUAAUGGGAAAUAUGAAUCUAUCAGGCAGGAACUUGGAAGCAUAAAUUGGGAACAGAUGUUCUCAGGGAAAUGUACGGCAGGAAUGUGGCCAAUGUUCAGGGAAUAUUUGCAUGGGGUUCUGUAUAGAUACAUUCCAAUGAGACGGAAAGAAUGGUAGGGUACAGGAACAGUGGUGUACAAAGGCUGUUGUAAAUCUAGUUAAGAAGGAAAGAAGAGUUUACAAAAGGUUCAGAGAGCUAGGUAAUGAUGGAGAUCUAGAAGAUUAUAAGGCUAGCAAGAAAGAGCUUAAGAAAGAAAUUAGAGAGCCAGAAGGGGCCAUGAGAAGGCCUUGGUGGGCAGGAUUAAAGAAAACUCCAAGGCAUUUUACAAGUAUGUGAAGAGCAAGAGGAUAAGACAUGAGAGAACAGGACCAAUCAAGUGUGUCAGUGGAAAAGUGUGUAUGGAAGCAGAGGAGAUAGCAGAAGUACUUAAUGAACACUUUGCCCCAGUAUUCAGUAUGGAAAAGGCUCUUGGUGAUGAUAGUGAUUUGCAGCAGAUUGAAAAGCUUGAGCGUGGAGGUAUUAAGAAAGAGGAUGUGCUGGAGCUUUUGAAAAGCAUCAAAUUGGUUAAGUCACCAGGUGAGAUGUACCCCAGGCUACAGUGGGAGGCGAGGGAGGAGAUUGCUGAGCCUCUGGCGAUAAUCUUUUCAUCAUCAAUGAGGACGGGAGAGGUUACCGAGGAUUGGAGAGUUGCGGAUGUUGUUCCUUUAUUCAAGAAAGGGAGUAGAGACAGCCCAGGAAAUUAUAGACCAUUGUGUCUUACCUCAGUGGUUGGUAAGUUGAUGGAGAAGAUCCUGAGAGGCAGGAUUUAUGAAGAUUUGGAGAGGUAUAAUAUGACUAGAAAUGUCAGCAUGGCUUUGUCAAGGGCAGGUCGUGCCUUAUGAGCCUGAUUGAAUUUUUUGAGGAUGUGACAACACAUUGAUGAAGGAAGAGCAGUAGAUAUAGUGUAUAUGGAUUUCAGCAAGGCAUUUGAUAAGGUACCCCAUGCAAGGCUUAUUGAGAAAGUAAGGAGGCAUGGGAUCCAAGGGGGGACAUUGCUUUGUGGAUCCAGAACUGGCUUGCCCACAGAAGGCAAAGAGUGGUUGUAGACUGGUCAUAUUCUGUAUGGAGUUCAGUCACCAGUGGCAGAUAGAGUUCAACCCAGACAAGUGUGAGGUGGUUCAUUUUGGUAGGUCAAAUAUGAUGGCAGAAUAUAGUAUUAAUGGUAAGACUCUUGGCAGCGUGGAGGAUCAGAGGGAUCUUGGGGUCAGAGUCCAUAGGACGCUCUAAGCUGCUGCGCAGGUUGACUCUGUGGUUAAGAAGGCAUACGGUGCAUUGGCCUUCAUCAACCAUGGGAUUGAGUUUAGGGGCCAAGAGGUAAUAUUGCAGCUAUAUAGGACCCUGGUCAGAUCCCACUUAGAGUACUGUGCUCAGUUCUGGUCACAGGAAGGAUGUGGAAACCAUAGAAAGCGUGCAGAGAUUUACAAGGAUGUUGCCUGAAUUGGGGAGCAUGCCUUAUGAGAAUAGGUUGUGUGAAUUCAGCCUUUUCUCCUUGGAGCGAUGGAGGAUGAGAGGUGACCUGAUAGAGAUGUAUAAAUGAUGAGAGGCAUUGAUCGUGUGGAUAGUCAGAGGCUUUUCCCCAGGGCUGAAAUGGCUGGCAUGAGAGGGCACAGUUUUAAGGUGCUUGGAAGUAGGUACAGAGGAGAUGUCAGGAGUAAGGUUUUUAUGCAGAGUGGUGAGUGCGUGGAAUGGGCUGCCAGCGAUGGUGGUGGAGGCGGACACGAUGGGGUCUUUUAAGAGACUCCUGGACAAGGUACCUGGAGCUCAGAGGGUGAUGGGUAACCCUAGGUAAUUUCUCAGGUAAGGACAUAUUCAGCACAACUUUGUGGGCCGAAGAGCCUGUAUUGUGCUAUAGGUUUUCUAUGUUUCUAUGCAAACCUUAUACCAAAUUUAAAAAUUCUCCAUCACCCAUUUAAACCUUGUAUGGAAUUUAAAAAUUCUCCAUCACCCGUCUAAACCUUCUACCUCAUUGGCUCUACGGUCACUAAUCCUUACCAAUGGGAAAGGAUCAUUUCUGUUCACCCCGCUAUGGGCCAUUGGAACCACCUCACCAGGGGCAUUGGAACAACCCUGCUAGGGGCCGUCACAAUCACAGAAUAUCCACCUCAGUUCAGUCUCCUCUUAAUGUUCUGAAUAAAAGAUUAAUAAAUUCUGUUAAUUUGA